CACUUUAGCAAGACGUGACAGUUUGUGAGCGAGAGCGUGAGAGUGAGUGGUCUUCGUUGUGGUAAAAAAGGACGACCACCCCUUAAUGUGACACACAAAACGACACACAAAGACGUGUCGUUUCGACACGAGUGAGGAGCAAAUAACUAUUUUCACUUAAAAUUUUUAAAAUACGGUCGUUUCUUGACAAAUUAUCGUGUUUUUGGGCGUCGUUACGACCACGAUCUAGGCAAUUACGACAACGAUUUAUGUAAUUACGACACGGACAUGACUGCAGUUUGAUUAUAUCGCUUAAAAAGAAGUCCUUCUCAUCCUAGAGACGUCAUAUAUACAUGGAAGUCCUCAGGCCACGAAACAGCUCCUGCUUGAUGGUGUUCCAUUAUGGCAUCUUCGACCUGCCCCUACCCUGCCGGUUCAAGAUGUCUCCCGUCGCCAACCUCGAGACAGACAUAGCUUUGCCUACGCCAGCAGCUUAUGGGCAACUUGACUUCUUGAAGAUGCCGGCAAACCACUCGGACAGCGGUGGGGGUGGGGGUGGAGGUGGUAUGGAGCCGGCGGCAGCUGCUGUCAACGGCUCGUUCCUGGCUGGCGACAACUCGGAUCCUGGCGACAUAGCCUUCUCUAAUCUCUACCCAGCUGUGAUCGAGUGCUUUGUCAUCAUAUUCUGUGGGUAUCUUGCAGGACGAUGCAACCUUAUAUCUCAGACAGAGUCCAAGGGUUUGAGUACCUUUGUUGGGACAUUUUCUCUGCCAUCUUUAAUUUUCUUGUCAAUGGCAAAACUAGAUUUCAGCUCAGUAAACUGGCUCUUCCUUCUGUCAAUAUGCAUAUCCAAGUCAAUAGUCUUCGUUUUGGUUGUGCUGGUCACACUACUUGUCUACAGACCAGUUGACUUUGGAAAGGCUGGCCUCUUUGCCAUAUUCUGCACUCAGAGCAAUGAUUUUGCCCUUGGAUAUCCCAUAAUUGCUGCGUUGUAUGGUAAAACCCACCCAGAAUUUGCCUCAUACCUCUACCUAGUGGCACCCAUAUCUCUCGUCUUCCUCAACCCUAUAGGAUUUAUAUUUAUGGAGAUUGGAAAGCGUCACAAAAGUGGAGACGAUGCCAGCGAGGGCUUUAGCCAAUCAGCUGGGGGCAAAGAAUUGGGGUGCCGAAUGGUCCUCUACAUCCUGAGAGAUGUGCUGUUAAAUCCCAUUGUUCUUAUGACAGCUCUGGGAAUCAUAGGAAACUUCAUCUUUGAACAUAAUCUUCCAAACAUCCUGGGUGGCAUUUUGAAAGUUAUGGGGCAAGCCUUUUCUGCGUCAGCCCUGUUUCUACUUGGCUUGAGGAUGGUCGGGAAGGUGCAGACUCUGAAAGGUGCUGGAUUGGUUGUGCCAGGAAUUCUGAUCGCAACGAAGACGUUGAUUCUUCCUCUAGUUACGCGGGAAGUUGUUAGUCUUUUACACCCUGGAAACAACGCCAAUGAAACUGCAGAUUAUAGUAAUUACGGCUUCUUGUACGGAACUUUCCCCACUGCGCCUGGAGUUUUCGUAUUUGCUUCACAGUACAACCUCGCUAUUGAUCUGGUUGCAAGCGCAAUGGUAGCCUGCACAUUCCUGUCAGCUCCUUUGAUGUUUGUGUCGGCCAAAAUGGUAACUCUAGUCAGAAUCAAUCCUCUGGACUAUGUGAAAGAGUUGGAAUCCAUAUUAUUUAAUGUCAGCAUCAUUGGACUCAUAUGUACUCUGUGGGUCAUCGCCGUCUUUAUUUUAAGCCGCAAGUGGCGUAAAGUCCCACACUUUGUCACUCUGUGUUUGGCAGUAUCACAGGUCAUCGCCUGCCUAGGGGCACUGAUGUGGUCCGUCCAAGAAUGCAACCACACGUGGAAGUUGUAUUUACAAUUCAUACUUUUCUCGUGGGGCGUAUUUUCAUCUAGAUUAUGGACGGCUAUUCUAGCCAUCGUUCUGUUCCUCCUUCGCUGGCGUUCCCUUUGUUUCGUGUUGAGGCUCCGCCCAUUUCUGGCACUUAUAGGAUGGGGAGUCCCUGGAAUUUUGGUUCUGGUACUAAUCCUCAUCGUCCAGCAAGAAACUGACGUUGCCAAUAAGCACGACCCCAAUUUCCAGUACGGCACAGCUCAAGCUAUCGUCGCGUUACUCUUGUUGUGGUUUAGCCUCUUUACAACCAUGGUGUGCUUGAUAUUACAUCAGCGCCACGAGAAACGAUAUGCGCAGUACGAGUCGCUCUUGAACCUCGAUGACUCCGAAGACCCAAGGUCUCGUACACCAAGAGGGUCGCCACGGUCGUCCACAACAGAAGCCCCAAGAAUCAAUUCUAAUGGUUUGCUGCAUUCGCUGUCAACUCAUUCCAUCGUUGAGGAGUCGAGCACGGCUGAAAAUCCCGACGGAAACGACGACUCGGUCUCCUCUGACAGUGACAGCUUGUUCAGUCCUCACGAUGAAUUAAGCAUGGGGAGUCGCUAUAGGUGUGAGGGUCGCCGUAAGGAGAACACCACAGAAAUCAUCCAGCGAUAUGCUUCCACGUCGCAGCUCACCGAACCUAUGGAGACGUCUAUUGUCCGGGAUCGAGACGACGAAUUCCAGAUGAUGAGACACAUUGUGCUUCUGCUCUUCCUUUGUGGCUCAAUGAUUGUGGGCUUUGCUCUCUGCAUGUGGACACUUGUAACAGAAGAGGUCAAUGGCGUGUAUGUGGAGUUGGUCUUUCUUGACAUCGUCCUGAACUUUGGACAAGGAUUCUUCACAGCAGCCAUUUUUGGAAUGGAUACAAAGUUAAUCGUUAUGCCUCUCCUAAAGUUGUGGCGUCGCAUUAGUCACGGAGCCCCGACAGUAAAGGUUCCUUCAUGGGAAGAACUGGAUCCCUUGACUAAGCAGACGUGUGAGCAGUUUACAAGUUAUCACAUGGACAAGUGUAUCAGGGAUAUAGUUCGAGAUCGAAGGUGGAGGUUGAAAAAUCUUCCUGCCGUAUUUGCUGGAAAGGAACUUGUUGAUUGGUUGUUGAUGGUAGGCCUUGCAAGAGAUCGAACGGAUGCCGUUAAGUACGGUCGACAGUUGCUACAAGGCUGCAUCAUUCGUCACAUAGAUAAUUUGCACCACUUCCACGACCAGCCUCUCUUUUACACAUUCAAGACGACUGAAAGUCGUGCAGAGUGAUCGUCGUACUUUAAGUGUCAUCCCAGUGCCGUUUCGAAUUGCUAAAUAGAACCGAGGUUGUGAGUUAUAGCACAGUUUUAUGUAUUUAAAAUGGGAUAUAUUUUUGUAUGUUUGUGUUCUGUAGAUUGUUAAAAGUAGUCUAGGUCUGUCAUUUACAGUCCUAUUAGUUUUCCUUACAUGGAUUUAGAUAUAAACGAUGUGUCAAAACAAUUCUUCCCGUCAAAGAGGCUAAAAGUGAUGAAAAUCAACAUUUCCUAGUACGUAUGUAACAAUGCAAACACUGCUACUGUACAGUAAUAGUAAUGGAACCUUUAGCUUGUUUUACUGAAAAGGCCAGACCCUUUGAAGUUAAUUCUUCGGUUAGCAGUUCCAAUACUGUCUCAUAUUUGCCUUAUGGUAUGUCAGUAGGGUUCUUGCAUUCUUAAGGAAUUUCAUAUUUCUUGUCUAAUGCUAAUGUGUAAAAUCCUACACAUAUAAACCUUACUAAUUUCUUAACUUGUUGAAUCUGGCUCUCAUUUGAAAUUGUCUUGGAUUCCAUAAGGCAAGGUCUACUAUGGAGGACCAUUCCAGGUUACGAAGUUUGUCUUCUCUUUAGAGAAUUUUUUUAAAAUUAUGGCAGUCUGUAAUAUCUCUUGAUAAACGAGAAACAUGUCUGUCAUGUUAGUCAGUGCCCUGUCUGUUUUACUUCAAACUUGUGGCACAGUACAGACCACAAAGUUCAGAUGAAGUAAUUUUUGUUGUGGAGGGGUAUUUCCUGCACUAUCAGGAGAGUUCAAGUACUUCCUCUCUGUUUAAGGCCCCAUUACUUUCCGGUGAGGUGUAGGUUGCCUUACGUAAUGGUCUUUGCACCAGAAGAAAUGAAUUCAUCAGAUUUCUUUAAAACGUGACUUCCUGAUCUUUGAGAUCCAGUGAGACAGUUCUACAGUUGGCCAAAUCAUCCCAUUAAAUUUGGAAAUGCUUCUCUAGCAACUUUGUUCAAGUCUGCUUAUUUUAGCCAUGAGAACCCAGUUCCUGUUGUUCUUUUCCAGUACAGUACUGUAUAUUUUAUAUUUAUUAUUGUACUCUUAUAUUUAAGGGAAUUUUAUUUUCUCUGAGAUAUCUGUAAUGAGUUUACAGGAAUGAAAAAAAUAAUGCAGCGUUGUAUUCGGCCAGGGAAGGUCUAACUGUAUGUUAGUCACCAUGUUUGUCAUUAUUUCGUAUUUUGCCAGUGCGGAUAUUUUUCCCCUCGUACAUUAACGAUCACAUGUAUGGCUUUGUAGACAUUUCGGCAGAAUUUUUGUAGCAAUUGUAUUUUUGUAAGUUUUACAAAGAAUUAGCAAGUGGAUUUAUACACACACAAAAUUUCCGGCCAGAGGAUCUCAUUUGCACUGCAAUGCAAUUCCCCUCCCACUUGACGUAAAACACAAGUGCAACCAGUGCUGACACAUAUGUAUAUAUGAGUCAAGUUGUGCAAGAAUGAAGAUUGUGAUAUUUAUUUUUCUGUAGAUGUAGGUUAAUGAGUGUAAGUUAGGUAUCAGCACAAACUGGAAACAACAGUAAUGUUUAUUUAAGGAAACAGUUGUAAAAGUGAUGAAUGUAGAUAAGUUACAUUUCUUUAACAUUUUAGAUUAGAUACAAGGCCACUUCAUAUGGCUGUACCUAUCUGAUGAGAGGUUGGGUAGGAACCAAAUGUGCUAUUAUGGUAUGUUCUGCAAAAUGUGAUGCCUGUUAGCAAUCCUUGCUAUAAUUCACAGCACAUACAGUAUAGUAUGUCUGCUAAGUGUCCACUUUAUCAAUUCGUAUACUAUAUAAUAUAUAUAUGCAUAGUGUUUGUAGUAAUCUUGUAAUUGAGUUGAGAUGUCACCAUUUGAAAAAGGCCAUGGAAGGCAAUGGUUCAUAUGAAACCAAGUUUUUGUGUUUUUUCAAUAACAGAGUAUGCCUACAUUUGCUCUCUAUAACAUACAGUGCAAAAUGGGUUGUUCCAUUACUCAGUAAUGAAGGUUAUUCUUAUUAUUGAAGGUUGUUAAAAGUUACCUCGUAGCACAAAGAAAAAAAAACUGAAUUGCUUUAAGGUGGAAAUUAUGCCCAAAAUAUUUUAUAUUUGUAUGGCAUUGAAUUUAAUAUGGAAUUUAGGCCAAAGGCCCAACACUGGGACCUAUGUAUAUUUGUUUGGAGAAUAGUUUCAAGUAACUUAUUUCCAAACCAAAUGCUUUAAAAUUUUUACAAUCAUGUAUGUGCAAUAUGUACACACGUUUACAAAUUACUCUCAAUAAAUUAAUAACAUUGAUACGAUCAAAGCAAUACUAAAUAAGCAUAGCAAAUUAUGUUCCUUCCAUUUGGAUUUGGAAGUAAAGUUCCAAGGUAAAAGUGUCUGAAACUUUUAAAUUAUUUCAAAAUUAUGAAAUGUAUUUUAUAUGAUGAAUUUACUUCUUUCUGUAGGAUGUUUAUUUUAUGAAUCUAUAAAAGGUAAUAAAUAUAUCUUAAAAAUAAUUGAAAAUAUAGGUACCUAUAAGUUAAUCAAGAGCUUCUAGUGUCAUGCUCUUGGUAGUGCCAAAAUUCAUGUGGCAUACCACAUAAUGAUUAUGAACAUAUCAAUGUUUUUUGUUGAGUGCUAUAUGCAAUUUUGUUUUUUAUGGUAUAAAGCUGGGUAUGGUGUCCUUAAGAUGGUAAAUACCUGUAUUUGUUUGUACAUAGAAAUGUGAAAGUCAUGAGAGUUUGCCAAAAAUUUGGAGGAUAUCAUCAUGGAACCAGAAGGGUUGGGACUAAAGCCCCAUCCACAUGGUUGAGCUUUGUUCGAUGUGAUGUCAGGACGGGAAAAGUCAGAACCUUCUUUGCCGUUUCUCCGCUUCUGCCGUUACACCGAACAGAGUUUGUCAAGCAUAGUUCGACCGUGUGGAGGGGCCUUAAGUUGACAGUUUGAUGUCUUUAGAAUCUCAAGUAGUUACGUAUAGAAAUUGGUAAACAUUGUCAUUUCAUUACCUACAAUUUUUGCUGCAUUUGUAAAAAUUAUGAUCUGUAAUUCUUUAGUAUAACUACAUUUGCUAGUUCUUGUGAUUUUUGACUAAUACUGGUCUACAUUUUAACAAAAUAGAAAGUGCCGUUUUUUUUGAGAUUCUGACCCAAUGAUGAUCUCUCCUACUUUGGACUGUAAUUUGUCUUUUUAUGUUGUUUCAAAGGAUAAAGUUCUGUAAAUAAAUUGAAGGGGGUAUAAUUGCUAUGCAGGUGAUGAUAAUUAUUUAUACAUGAUCUGAUUAUGUGAACUUGUUUUUAUUUGAAGGUAAUUAGUUUCUAUAAAUUCAUGCGAAACCUUUCCAAGGUAGUUUUUAAGGUCUUGUGGUUGUUUAUUUAUUGCCAUGUAAAUGCAAACUUAAUCUCAUUACAGUGCCCAUACUGUACCAUUACAGUCUUACAUGUUGUACUCUUGGCAUACCCUGCAGUUAUGUACUGAUGAGUUGUAACUGUGAUCUAAUGGGCAUAAAAGAUGUACUAGUCAAUUAAAUGCGUUAUGUAUGAAA
Messenger RNA from Macrobrachium nipponense, 6631 nucleotides. It is a transcript of the gene anchor, whose product is annotated as lysosomal cholesterol signaling protein-like. Bases 333 to 3137 code for a protein of 934 amino acids. The transcript has 19 exons. The record is from RefSeq and is a predicted model, not a curated record. Gene Ontology annotation, biological process: intracellular signal transduction; negative regulation of BMP signaling pathway; transmembrane transport. Gene Ontology annotation, cellular component: membrane. Lineage: Eukaryota; Metazoa; Arthropoda; Malacostraca; Decapoda; Palaemonidae.